Oldenlandia corymbosa var. corymbosa is the source of this 3699-nucleotide messenger RNA. NCBI's taxonomy places the organism in Eukaryota, Viridiplantae, Streptophyta, Magnoliopsida, Gentianales, Rubiaceae. The record is from the annotation of a GenBank genome assembly.
GAUAUUUCAAAAUGGGCAAUAAUUUUAGGACAGAGGGAGUAUUGAUUAAAGGAUGGGAUGAUAAAAGGGCUAAAAGAGAGUUAUUAAAUCACAAUUAUUCUACUGGAUUAUAACAUCAUUAUUUCAUAAUAUUAUGAUGAUCAAUGUUAUCAUGAACAUCAUUUGAUGAAAGCAAAAUCCGAAACCAGUUACUGUAUUUCAAUAUUUACGAAUGAAUGAUCACCAAAACAAAAUGUCUAUAGUCUGUAAUUAACAAUUGGACGAUCAUAAAUUUCAAUAUCCGUAUCUUAAAAGUGUAUCUCCAAGAUUAAUAACACUUGGAAGGUCAAGUAAAAAUGGGAGAACUGGAAUUUCUUUUUCUAAUAUCUCAUAUUGUCUUUUUUUAAAUUUCCAAAAAAUAUAUUUUGAAAAGUCAGCAUAAAAAUAAAUUUAACUGGUCAAAUAAAAUAGUACAUGAGUUGGGAUUUUGACAAUCUUGCUAAUAAACAGCGCAUAUUUUUAGUAAUAAUUUUUACUAUUUAUUUGCCACCAAUUUUAUUAUUUCAACCCAAUCGAAAAAUCCCAAAAAUGAAAAAGACAAACGUCAUUUCUCAUAGUCAUAUGUUUAUGUCCUGGUUCAGUUGUUGGGUUGCACAAUUAGCGAAGCCUGCAUUCAUUUUCCCUUCAUUUUAAAGAAAGAAAAGGGCUUCCAUCUCUCUCUCUCUCAGAAUCUUGGUCCUUCCUUUUAGAUUUGCCUGCACGUGGUUUUGCACAAUUCAUGUCCAAUCCAUUCCUCAUCAAAGAAAAGGGGAGCAACUUUCUUGUUUUCACCAUUUGUUUGAUACACUCAAUAAUCUUCUCCACUUGCCCAAUUCCUAAAUUUGUUGGCCCUUCCUUUUCUUUAAAGUGAGUAUCUUUUUCACUUUCUAGUCCUGUAUCUGCUGCUGUUUUACCCUUGAAUUGGGAGUUCACGUCUGGGUUUCAUUUGGGUUUUUGGUGGAAGAGGAGAGACUUCCUUCCAUUUCUGUUUUGAUGGGUUUUUGUUAUUUUUUUCGAUGAUUUUGAGAUUUUCCGCUGUGGAGGAGAAUUGUGUUCUCGGUGAUUGAUGACUUUGUUCUGUCUGCUCAGGUACUGUAAACCCAGUUUCGCAUUGUAGUCUCCUUAAUUGGUAUUUGGGGGUUCAAUAUUAGCCCUAUUGUUCAUUCUUUGGCUCGCUGAGUAGCUUUUGAUGUAAUGACAGAGGCUUUACACCUUGUGGUAGAAGGUUUCUGUAAUGUGUAGGUUUUGACCAUGGAUUGAUCAAGUCUGCAUUUUUUCGGAAUCUUGAAGUAUGCUAAUUUCCAUUGCUGUCUUCUUUUGUGUUCUUCUUUGGAAUUUGCGGGUUAUGAUUCAUUAAAAGGUGCAAAAUUGUUUGGGGAAACUAGGUUUUCUGAUUGUUUUGGAAGAAAAAGGGGGUAGGAAAUGGACAUUUGGGUUGUUGCAGCAGCUGCGGGUGCUGGAUAUGUAGCUCAGCACUGCAAAAGUCUUGUAAAGGGUAGGCAUAGCUUCUCGGAAUCUUCUUGUAGGAGUCAUAGUAUUAGAACCGAGUCAUCAUCCUCUAUCACUCAGCAGGUGAAGGAUAACAAGUCUUGUCCUGGCAGUACAGUGCAUAGUUUUAGGCACGAUGAAGAAACGUGUUCUGACAUGCCAAUGCUGUCGCGAGCUACUUCCUUGGGAAAAGAGGCAUCUUCUAGUUACUUAGAGUGUCUGACUCAUGAGGCAUCUACUGAUUGCUCAAAUCCUUGUUCUUGUUCGGGCUCAAAUUUGGUGCCUGGGAUCCCAAGCUACGAAGUUAGAUAUUGUGGUGAUGUAGGUGGGAGUGAUAGGGACUAUUCCAUGCUCCCUUCGACAAGAGAGGUUGUUAAAUAUGGUUUUAAAAGAAAGAAAAGCAGUCUUAGGAGUAGACAAGCCAAUGCGAAAUUAUUACAGCCUGUAAACUCGUUGGAAAGUUGUCUGAUGGCUCAGCUGUACAGAGGCCAAACUGAAGUGGAAGAUUAUAGUGAAACCUCUAUGACUCCACCUUGUAGUCCUACUGUCAGGCAGUUUUCAGUGACACGGCAUGGCAGGAGCAUUAGUAGACCAACCCGUGAUUCUUCCAAUUUGCCCGUUGGAUCUUUGAGAAAUAAGUUACAGAAGGAUAGUAAUCUACCAGGUGCAAGGAUGAUACUUGGAGUUCCACAACUACCUAGUGUCGGGUCUGAGAGAUUGCAGCAAAGAAGGAAAACUCAAACGGCUUUUGGCAUGAUGGAAAAGAACCAACAGCUGCAAGGAUUUUCACACGGUGCAUUACUUUUCUGUUUGGGGAUGUCGAUUGGAUUAAUAUCGUCGGUCCUUAAUAAUAAACGAGAAGUCGACAACUUGAGCAACUUGUUGAAACAAACGGAGAGUUUGGUUCAAGAUUUACAGGAGGAACUGGAGAUGAAAGAUUCAUUAACUGUCAAAGAACUUGCAGUGGAAGACUGUGAAUCACAAGAUACACAGAAUGGCGCUUUUCACAAUGGGCCUUUAGGAACCUGUUCACCUGAUGAGAAGUUGCAGGAUCAGCUCUCUGAAAAUAAUACUCAAAAAGUGGAGGAAGAAUCUUUCAGCAAAAUUGAAGCUGAGCUCGAAGCUGAACUCGAGAGAUUAGAAUUAAACAUUAGUUCCCAUGGAUUGGACAAAAAGAUACAGAAUCUUUCUGAGGAUGCAGAUUAUGUGCCACAUGCAGUAGCAGGAGAGCUCAAUGCUGACAUCCUUGGUCAGCAUAGUGGCCCCCAACCUUACGCCGAUAGGGAUGGAAGUGGCAGCUCUACCCCACGCUCGGUCCAUUAUGCAGUCUCCCCUAGGGAACUGACCUUGCGACUGCACGAGCUUAUUCAGUCGAGACUGGAGAAACGUGUCGAGGAGCUUGAAAUUGCGUUGCAGAACAGUCAAAUGAAGGUUCAAUAUAUGGAAUCGCAGAAUGCAAGUUAUUUGAGAGAGUUGUCAAGCAGAAGGUCGAGGUAUUACAAGAAUGGAAGUCCAGUUGUAGUGGAAGAAAGUCGUGCAAUUGCAGACCAACCUGUAGUUAUAAACUUAUCAGAGGAAGCCCUUGACGACGAAUACACAAAGAUUAAUGAACUUGAUGAAGAGGAUGCUCCGGUUCUUGGCAAAAACGACCAUAAAAAUGAAAUCUUGCUGGCUACAGAACAAAAGAUAUACUGGGCCCGUGAUACUCGGGAGAAUGAUGAAAUGCAAACGAAGUCAUUCACCGAAAGACUGAUGAUGUCAAUGAAGCAAGAACCCGGCGAUGCUGACAAGUAUUUGUCAAACGGUCUUUUAACAGUCACCGAAGAUCAUGAAGAUGACAUCAAUGGUUAUGAUGAGAUGGAGGAGCUUUUGAUUAAACAUAUUGUUGAGCAAGCCCGGAAAGGGUCUCCCGUAGUUUUGAAUGCUCAAAUGGCAUUGAGUUCAUCACCUGACGAAGAAAAUGAAGAACACCCACGGUAGAAAGAUAGAUAAGAAAUAGAGUAGUUUUAAGAGCAUGUAUAAUUUGAUUCAGUUAGAAAUGAUGACUUCAAAGAAUUUAUACUUAUCAUAAUACGCUUAGAGCUAAAGAGACAAUAAGUAUGAAUGGCCAACAAGGAAGUUGAAAUGAAUCCUUUUAUGGAUUGCUUCUUUAUAUCUUUUGCUACUUUCUUUGUCCCAAAGGGUGAAACUAAU